AUGACGAAUUAUGUAACUCACUAUCCUUCUAAUGAUCAGCCAGCCUACGAUGGACUGAGCGCAGUUAAUGGAUUAGUUGUAGACGGUGCCUAUUUGGAUGGUUCGUGGGAAUUAUGCGUUCAUGUUGAAGAUGUGAAUGAUAUUGUCUGUGUUCGCGUUCGUGGAGAUACAAGUGUUGGAGGCUUGAUGCAUCAGAUUGUUGAGGCUGUUAACGUUAAACAAUCCUGGUCAGAUCAUGCUAUCUGGUGGCCUCAACGUAAUAUGUGGCUUCUCCACACUCGCACCUCUCUUGACCAAUACGGAGUUCAGUCUGAUGCCCAACUUGCUUUCCGCCACACUCAUGGGAACUUGCAGAUCAUUCUUCCUUCUCUUGCUACUGUGGUUCUUCGUGUCAAUUAUGCUAGUCGAGUGUUCUCUGUUGUUGAAGCAAUCUGUAAAGAAUUCUGUAUUCGUCACCCUGAGGAACUUUCCCUGAUGUUUCCCGUCACGAAGGAAAGUGUAAAGUAUAAUCAACCCCUUCCUAUUAUUCGACAUGGAGUUAAACGGACUGGCCCUCUAAAUGCUAUUGGUGCAGCUAGAUCGGAAUUACCAGCAGCAACUAAUAGUAAUGGAGUGAAUAAAACCUUUUCCCUCAAUCGAUUGAAUAAUCCAAAUCCCUAUCCCACUCUCCCAUAUGGUUCUGCCACUUUGAUACGAGGUCAGUCAGAUAAUUCUCUAGAUGAGGAACGAAUUGAUGUCAGCAAAUUCAUGGAUUGUAAUCAGAGAAAGAGUGCCAAAGUUGCUUUUGGAGAAGGGUGGCUUUUGAAACCGAAAAAUGUCCACCAGAAGGCACGUAUGGAUGGUGGAUGGUUGGAUUCUUCAAGAUCUCUAAUGGAGCAUGGUAUUGAACCACCAAUCAUUCCGAUAGGCGAAUAUCCUACUGUUCCUCCUAAACCUCCAACUCUUUAUCUCCGUUUCAAGUUCUACAGUUUCUAUGACAUUAAUCCAAGCUAUGAUGCUGUUAGAAUUCAUCAGCUUUAUGAGCAAGCCCGAUGGUCUUUACUCUCGGGAUGUUUAGAAUGCACGGAGGACGAAAUGAUUGUUUUCGCAGCUUAUCAACUUCAAGCUGAGCUUCAGAAUGAAGCUGCUCUAAGGGCGAACGCUACUAUGUAUCCUGGAGGCACAAUAGCUAGAUACAACACUCUUGGAGGGUAUAAUACUCUUACUUCUCCUAUUGAUCCAAAUUUCCGCCCUAUGAGCCCGGAGCUCUCCACUCCAAGGUCAUUUGGAGGUUCCCUUUUGCGAAUGCCGAGUCUUGGAGCUGUUACCCCAGUCUCGGGUCGCCCUUUGAGUCCAUUUAUUGGCUCCAAUGGUCAUCUUGCACUGAAUGAGGAUUCAUUGAAUGAGUUGGACGAGAUUGAUUUGAUGCUGACGGAGCUUGAACAGUCCUGUAAUGUCUCAACUAAUGGUCAACGAAAGUCCAGUAGUCCUGGUCAUGAUAUGGUGGACGCUAAACCACCUCCUAUUCUCCAGGACUCAAUUAGAGUCUUCCGUGAUAAGGGUCUUCUGCUCAGACGGUACAAAGAAAUGUGGGCAGUUGUGAAAGGAUCCUCUUUCAUUCUCUAUCGUGAUCCCCAUAGUGUUGAUACCCCUUCUGCUUCAUAUAAUCUUAAAGAUUGUCUCAUUACUCCAGACUUGAGUCCAGAGAGUGCUCGCUUUGCGGUUAAGUUAUCACUAGUUGUCAGUCAACCAUCGUCUUCCGCCUCUACACCUGUAACAAGUCGCAAAAGUCACACUCGUGAGGAAGUUUGGUUGAGGUUUAAUUCAAUGGAACAAUACGCAAAGUGGGUUGCUGCAUUCCGCUUAGCUUGUCGUGGAAAGUAUCUUGAGAACGGAACGGCUUUCGACAAAGAGUUCCAGACAGUCAAGGAAACGUUAGAAAAACAGACCGCCCCUCAUGCAGCGCCUGUAUUAUCCCCUGAGGAACUGACAGUUCAUCUCGGAGAUUUAACAGACUUCUGUGCUGAGAGGAUCAUUAAAAAGGCACGAAGUAAGGAAUCCUUAAAGUCGAGGAUUAAUGAAACUCAUGCUGGUAUUCGAGAUUUAUCUUUACAAGAUGCUAAACUUCGUUACAUUGACGAGUGGAAGAGGUUGAAUCAUUUUGGUCGUUCAUAUUGUGUUGUCCAGUUUGAUAAGGGAAACCCCUUCGGUUUGGGUAAUUCCAGCGGUGGAAUAUUUUCAAAUCCAGGUCCCGUUGAAGAUGUUAUUGCUGUUCGGCAGGGCCGUAUUGAAGUUGUUUCCUCAUCAACAGAGGAAACCCAGUUAGCAUGGAAUUUCGCUGAUUUGCGCAGUUGGAAUGUUAACUGGGACAAUGGAAGGGUUAUUCUUGAUUUUCGCAAUGGAAAAACCUCUUUUAAACCUCUGACAGCAAAUUGCAAGACCAUUGUGGAAUUUAUAGGUGGCUAUGUGUUUCUCAGUCAACGAAAUCCCGAGAAAAACCAAAAAUUGGAUGAGCGACUCUUUCACAAAUUGACUGGAGCCAAUGAUUGA
Messenger RNA from Rodentolepis nana, 2529 nucleotides. NCBI's taxonomy places the organism in Eukaryota, Metazoa, Platyhelminthes, Cestoda, Cyclophyllidea, Hymenolepididae. The record is from the annotation of a GenBank genome assembly.